GUAGGGUGUUACGCCUUCGAAAGCAACUUACACAAAAAGGUCAGAUUGAAAACGGAACCCAUACAAAGUGUUCACACUUUUUUCCGAAGCAAAACUUGCUGCUAUCAUGAGUGAUCCCGAUUUUCAUGAUCUUGAAGAGAAUGAGUCACUCUCAACAGAGUCAGUCAACUACUCUGAAAAUAUUAAAAAAAAAACGUAUGCAUCAUGUAGUCCGUGCGAGAAGCACAAGGAAGCAAACCGAUGUAGCCUUCACAGUGGUAGUGUUGGCGGGGAUUCACUACAAAAUGUACCUGAUCAGGCUCUAAAAGAAAUCAAAAUGGCAUCACUCAGUGAGAACUCAUGUUCAGUAUAUAGAGAAAAAGCCUUCACAAUUUACAUCAACGGUCUCCCCGCAGUAAUCUCCAGCGUAGAGCCUUUUGUGAAUCCACAUCAACUAUUUCCGCAGUCCGGUUUGUUAUUCUUGGAUGUCACCUCUCAAAUACAGAUGACAAAGGUAUCUGAAUCGCUAAAACAGGAAUACACAAGAUUGCUGACAGACAGUGAAGCUGAACGAGAGCGGCUACGUAAAAAGUUAAAAAUCAAUCGAAUUCAGAUUGCUCGAAUUGAUCAGUGCAUGGGGAAAUGUCGGAAAGGAGAAAAGUUUAACGUUACAAUGGGAGUCGCGGAAUCUACUAAGGAAUGUGGUAUUGAUAAGAAGCAGACUGCAAUCUUAUCAACACCGCAUACUGAGCUUUACGUGGCUAAUAAAACACUUGCAACCACAGUACCAGGAAACUGUAAACUGAAAGCCCAUGAUGAUUAUGGCAACAGUACAAAUCUUGAAAUAAUCACACCGACCGCGAAUGAAAUCGCAUUACUGACUCGGCGAAUUGCAAACCUUAAGAAAGAGCUACAAAAAUUGUCGGCAUUGGCACCACCGCCUAUACUUCUGUUGCCUUCUGCAUGUAACGGCCGUGUACGCGUCUACGCCAACCACUAUUACCGUACUGUGAAAUUCAUAGGCGAGCAUUUGUGUCUGACGGGACAGCUCGAACCUUUUCUCGUUUCUCCGCUCACCCAUGAAGCCAAUGCAUUUUCAUCCCGAUAUUCUGAAGGCUUUGCUGGCAUAACUGGAAAAUAUCAGACUAAUAUAAACACCGGAUGCAGCAACCACGCUCCAGGUAAUGCGGUGAUGUAUAAAAUCAAUAGUAAACAUCAGGGGAGUGAAAAUGAAUGGAUUGAAUUAGAGAUGGCCGGGAUUCACAAUUACUUGAAGAAACAUCCAGAUGCUAUUGCAGACGAAUUUUUCAAACUUCAAACUGAGGAAAGAGCCGCCUAUACAACAAAGACUCUUUAA
Phytomonas sp. EM1 is the source of this 1336-nucleotide messenger RNA. Lineage: Eukaryota; Euglenozoa; Kinetoplastea; Trypanosomatida; Trypanosomatidae. The record is from the annotation of a GenBank genome assembly.